Letharia lupina is the source of this 3144-nucleotide messenger RNA. RefSeq lists its product as uncharacterized. Gene Ontology annotation, molecular function: sequence-specific DNA binding; protein binding; DNA-binding transcription factor activity. Gene Ontology annotation, biological process: regulation of ribosomal protein gene transcription by RNA polymerase II. Gene Ontology annotation, cellular component: nucleus. NCBI's taxonomy places the organism in Eukaryota, Fungi, Ascomycota, Lecanoromycetes, Lecanorales, Parmeliaceae. The transcript has a single exon. The coding region runs from base 1 to 3144 and encodes 1047 amino acids. The record is from RefSeq and is a predicted model, not a curated record.
AUGGAGGAGGAACGCUCAGAGGGCGCCGCGCAGACUCAGCCAGUAAUUCCACAUCAAACCCUUGGGUCAGAAUCACAAGACGCCAUGUCAAACAUUGGGGUCCAGGCAGUAUCGAUCCUCCAGCAAGUCGCACAAGAAGCCUCAAAAGCUGCGGAACAGCCCAACGGCUUCAAUAUCUAUGAGGAGGAGAAUGAAUCACAGAAUCCCUCAGCAAAUUCUGUAAGGAACAUACCAGAACAGGGCCUACAGCGCCUUCCGGACGACUAUUCAACGAUCUCCGCUUCUUUGGAAACGCCUACAGCCUCUCUCGCAGCGAUUGCAGGUGACACAGCUACUGAGGGCGAUGUUGGUUACAGCAUAGUCCCAUUCCCAGAUCUCGAAGAAGGACAGCAGGCUCUUGACGACAACCCACUGUCCUGGGUGGGUGCUACAAUCGGUGGUGGAUCCUUUGGGGGUUCUCAGCAAAAUGAGGCUUCAUCUGGUGUAGAAACAGAACAGCACCAGAUACAGGCUUUUGCGAAGCUCGAAUUUGACGAUGGGGAGUUCUACAUGAACACAUAUGCGGUAGAGAUUGGGAGAGAUGUACAUGCGGCUCGCCAGGCAGCUGAUCUCCAGGCUCGUCAGGACACGGAAACAAAGUCUAGGAAACGAAGUGCAAGCGCGGGUGGUUCCAUCACGUCAAGCAAGGUCAGCCAUAGAAAUGGCCAGAACAUAGCAAGUAGCGCCCCCAGUGAGAGUGGGGGUGUCAUAGCUGUCGAUCAUUACGAGAGUGAGCCUACGAGGAAGCCAAGGUCAAGAAAGCCCAAAUCCUCGAGCUCGUCAUCGCAGCAGCUGUCUCGAAAGUCCUCGAUGCUACUUUCCAACGGUAAGACGGACUACACUGCUCUUGCCAUGGCUUCGCUCAUGGGCCAUGACUCGGAAGCCAGUGGCUUCGGCCCCAAUAGCCCAUUGCCGGCUCCGGAAUUGGUGCCCCUGGUACCAGUACACCCGCCAGCUUUACCAGAGGGAGCCCCUAGCGGCGGUAAAAGUAUAUCAAGGAAACACAUUAGGAUAGCCUACAACUUUGAAGAGAAUGUUUUCGAGGUCAAAAUCUUGGGCCGGAAUGGAGGUUUUGUUGAUGACGAGUGGUACGCUCAAGGGGAUGUCCAGACUCUUAUGAAUGGAAGCAUCAUCCAGAUUGGCGGAGUGGGAAUACGCUUCGUGCUGCCUGAUGUCGCCCCUGGUGAAACUGGUGCUGAAAUAGGUCUGAGAUCGGAUCCGAUGUCUGGUGGAGAAAUGAGCUUCGAUAUGGCAGAGAGCAUUGAGGAUGAGAGUGAUGUUGAUCUUGACGAGGACGAAGAGCGCGGCCGUACGAGGAACAUCAAAAAUGAGGAAGAAGAGGAGGAGGAGGAGGAGGAAGAGGAAGAUGAAGAGGAGCCAGAGGUGGUAAGAAUAAGAGCCAAGGGUAAAAAGAAGUCUGAACCCGAACCAAUGCCUGUGACGAAGCGCAAAGGUCCAGGCCGGCCGCCGAAGAACGGCAUCAUUUCAAAAAGAGAGCAGGCAUUGUUGGCAAGACAGGCUCGGGAGGAUGCCAAAGUUGUGGCAGAUCGGGGUUCUGGAGCUCUACCUAAUCGCGGUAAAGUAAAGGGUGGCAAAGAUACUAAGGCCGUCAAGAAAGAAGAACCCUUACUGCAAGCAAACGGGAAGAGGAAAUAUACCAAACGAAAAAGAGCUGGAGGCACCGAUGACCAACGAGGGGUUCGUGAAAGCACUGAGCAAACAGACUCGGUCCCACCAGAGCAAUCCAUCGCUGCAGUUUUACCCCCAAAACCUGCGAAAGAGAAGAAACCACCUAAGCCUCCAAGGUCCCCGUCUCCUGUCUUUGAUGAGGCCACAUUGACUCCAGAACAGCUCACCAAGCCAACACAGAACUACAUUGUUCUGAUUCAUGAAGCCCUCUCGAACUCUGAGACUGGCGCCAUGGCGCUGCCCCAGAUCUAUCGAGCCAUGCAAAGAAGAUACCCGUAUUUCAAACUUCGUGCAACGACACUAGGAUGGCAAAGUAGUGUUCGCCACAAUCUCUCCCAGAACGCUGCUUUCCGUAAAAUUGAGCGGGAUGGCAAAGGUUGGAUGUGGGGCUUGGUCCCCGGUGUUUCCAUUGAGAGGGAGAAGAAAAGGAGGGCGACGCCGCCUCCAGUGUCACAGCAGCCUUACUACCCUCCAGGUCCGCCACCGAUGCAGUAUCCCUAUUCGUAUCCAAGCAUGCCACCUCCGAAUGGGCGUGUGCCGCCAAAUCCUUACGGUAUGCCUCCUGGCAUUCCACCCGCCCAUAUGCCUCAUGGACUACCUCCUCAAGGGCCGCAUGGCUUUCCAUUACCUCUGGUCAAUGCGCAGAGCGAGUCGACUUACCAAUCACCAUAUGGAUCUAAUCCGUCAUCUCAACUAUCAUCAGCGCCCGCUCCUCAAACGCAACAAGACUCUAAUACUAAUGGCGCCAACGGUCACUACCCUAACCCCACAUCGCAGCCUCGGGUGCAGGCACCUGACAAGGAUCAUGAGACAUUUGGACCGGCGCCAAGUCCUUCGUACGCUCCCAACCAGCCGAAAACUGGAGCCUUGACUGGCUCAUUGGGCGAGUCAAAUAGCAAUGCACAUGGCCAAGACGUUUUUCAAGCCGUCGCCAGAUACAAGAGCGACUUCAUCGACGGGAUGCCAGACAAGGCCAAAGCAGAAUUUCUCGUCACGUCAGCCAUUAACCGCACCCUCGGUAUCUCAAACCCAAAGGAUACUACUGCAGACGAAGCAGAAGAUCCGCAGGUGAAGGCAAUCAUGAGCGAGAUUGCGACAGUCUUGAGUGAUCUCAGCAAGAAACGUAUGGAGACUCAACGUCGAGCUUCCGAUGCCAUUCCGCCACCUUCGAAACCGAGCCCUGCGCCUACUGACAAUGAUGCUGCUUCGUCACUUCCAGCAGCAGCUUCAAAGGCUGCGGAGGGUGCGGUGAAGAGUUCUUUCGCGAAUAGCGAUGCUUAUAGGCGGAAUAGUACUGUCGGAAAAGAAGCUGCUGAAGACAAGGGCAGCGGUAAACGGCCAUUCGAAAAUGGAGACCGCGAUGAAGUCACUGAUAAUGGUCAGCCAGAGGCAAAGAGGGUGGCUAUCGAAGCGUAG